Olea europaea var. sylvestris is the source of this 1656-nucleotide messenger RNA. Its product is annotated as snurportin-1. The transcript is spliced from 7 exons. NCBI's taxonomy places the organism in Eukaryota, Viridiplantae, Streptophyta, Magnoliopsida, Lamiales, Oleaceae. Gene Ontology annotation, biological process: snRNA import into nucleus. The coding region runs from base 94 to 1380 and encodes 428 amino acids. The record is from RefSeq and is a predicted model, not a curated record. Gene Ontology annotation, cellular component: cytoplasm; nucleus.
AACUUACUAAUUCAAUACUGGUGACUGGUGACUGUUGCCUUGAUUCUUCACUGGAUAUCUGGAACAGAUCGAAUCCGACAGCGGCUUAAAUCGAUGGCGACGCACGAACUCCGCCGUCCAUUCAAACGGCCGGCUAUCUCAGACCAGCAAAGGCGCCGAGAAAUCUCCUUACAACGGCAGGCCCAGAACCGCCGCGACGCUCAACACCAGGCGCGCUGUUUAGCCUCCACUAUUCUCACCCUUCAACCCGCUCAAUACGAACCAACAGAGCCCGACCUCCAACCCCAAUCGGAAACGGAACUCAUACCCGAAUUGGAAAUCGAGUCCCAAGAACAGCGUCGAGAUUUAAGAGACAUAGACGAUGUUAUACAGGCAUCCAGACUGAAAGGGGUCGAAGCUCGCCAAUGGUUCGCAAAGCAGCUUAUGCUUCCUGAGUGGAUGAUUGAUGUUCCUGAGCGAUUAAAUACUGACUGGUAUGUAUUUGCUAGGCCAGCUGGAAAACGAUGUUUUGUGGUUUCAUCGAAUGGAACAACAAUUAGUAGAUUGCGCAAUGGCUCUAUGCUGCACCGUUUUCCUUCUGCUCUGCCGAAUGGUGCCAGAACCAGCAAAAGUUCCCAAUCGGGACAAUCUUAUUGUAUACUUGACUGCAUAUUUCACGAGCCAGAUCAAACUUAUUAUGUGAUUGACAUGGUGUGUUGGGCGGGAAUGUCGCUGUAUGAGUGCACUACUGAGUUUAGAUUUUUCUGGUUAAAUAGCAAGCUUGUAGAGACAGGGGCAUGCGAUGUUCCCUCAUCUUACCAUAAGUUUAGAUUCAGCACCGUUCCUAUAUACAACUGUGACCAGGAGGGUCUAAAUGCAGCUUAUACUGGGCCAGUGCCAUAUGUGAAGGAUGGACUAUUGUUUUGUAAUAAACAUGCACAUUAUCAGUCAGGAAAUACACCUCUUAUGCUAGUCUGGAAGGAUGAGAACUGUAGUCAAUAUGUUAUUGAUACAGAUAGUAAAGGACAGGUUCCAAAUAAACAGCAGGUAGUAUUGGAGCUACUUUUCGAUGGGAAACUGGCUACAUCAGAUGAUCCCCCUGUCAUAUUUGGCUGUUUGAACGAGGAUUUCAUACAAAAGACAGGACUUCAGGCUGGGAAUCUUCUCCGAUUUGCUAUUAGUGAUGGAGGAUUAAGUUUUGUGGAUGGAAAACUGGAGAAAGCUGAUUUGCACUACCUUGGAAAACCCAACCGUGCUCGAGCUUUUGCUGAUAGUUACUCCAAGGUUAUAUUCCAGUACACAGUUCGGCACUCAUCUCUAAGAAUCGAGCAUAUUUAUGCAUCAAUGAGUUUGUCGAGUGAGCAGGGAAACAAAAUUUCUGACUUAGAUAUGGCUGGUUAAAGAUACCUAGUGGCUGGUCUUGUAAUACCAGGUGAGGAAUCUGUAGUUUUGUUCCCCAUGCCUUAUCUUUUCAUUUGUGUUGGGCUUAUUGUAGCUAGCAAUGCAGAUAUAUCGUGCCCAUAAGGGUUGCCUUUCUGGUUUGUAAGAUGUGAUUACUUCAUGAAUCCAGCUUGUAUUGUGAAAGUAUUUGAAAUUUGAGUAAGAUCAUAAAUUUGUAAUAUCCAGUUCACUAAAUCGAAUAAUUCAAGAAAUAUAACCUUUUUACAUAUUUUAAUA